Meleagris gallopavo (turkey) is the source of this 729-nucleotide messenger RNA. NCBI's taxonomy places the organism in Eukaryota, Metazoa, Chordata, Aves, Galliformes, Phasianidae. The record is from RefSeq and is a predicted model, not a curated record.
AACGCGUCGUUAAUCGUUUUCCCUCUGUCCUUCCAGUCGGACGAAUCGUCUUUGAGUUAUUUGCUGACAUCGUACCUAAAACUGCCGAAAAUUUCCGCGCAUUAUGUACGGGAGAGAAAGGAACGGGGCCGACAACCGGAAAACCCCUCCAUUACAAAGGCUGCCCUUUCCAUAGAAUAAUUAAACAGUUCAUGGUCCAGGGUGGAGAUUUCUCAAAUCAAAAUGGUACAGGUGGAGAAAGUAUAUACGGCGAAAAAUUCGAAGAUGAAAACUUUCAUUACAAGCAUGAUAAACCAGGGCUGCUGAGCAUGGCCAAUGCAGGACCUGGUACUAAUGGCUCCCAGUUCUUUAUUACAACAGUGCCUACUUCACACCUGGAUGGUAAACACGUGGUCUUCGGCCAAGUGAUCAAAGGAAUGGGUGUUGUAAAAAUACUAGAAAACGUUGAAGUGAAUGGAGAAAAUCCUGCUAAGUUGUGUGUCAUUGCAGAAUGUGGAGAGCUAAAGGAGGGAGAUGACUGGGGAAUUGUUCCCCAGGAUGGUUCAGGAGACACUUACCCAGAUUUUCCAGAAGAUUCAGAUGUAGACUUAAAGGAUGUUGACAAGAUUGUGGCCAUAGCAGAAGACAUAAAGAAUAUAGGAAAUACUUUCUUCAAAUCGCAAAAUUGGGCAGUGGCAGCUAAAAAGUAUAGUAAAAGUUUACGGUAAGGCUAUCAUCAUUAAAUGAGGU